Messenger RNA from Olea europaea var. sylvestris, 827 nucleotides. RefSeq names its product RNA polymerase II transcriptional coactivator KELP-like. Bases 91 to 591 code for a protein of 166 amino acids. Gene Ontology annotation, biological process: positive regulation of transcription initiation by RNA polymerase II. The record is from RefSeq and is a predicted model, not a curated record. NCBI's taxonomy places the organism in Eukaryota, Viridiplantae, Streptophyta, Magnoliopsida, Lamiales, Oleaceae. The transcript has 3 exons. Gene Ontology annotation, molecular function: DNA binding; transcription coactivator activity.
UACACUACUUUCCUCUGCAUUCAAGAAUCUCCCUGCCUAUACCAAGGAAAAUCGGAAGAGCAAAAAGUGAGAAACUUGAGAAAAAAAAAAAUGGAUGCAGAAACCCAACAAAAAGUCGAGGAAACGGUGUUGGAAAUUUUGAAAAAUUCAAAUAUGGAAGAAACAACGGAGUACAAGAUCCGGAAGUCCGCAUCCGAGAAGCUGCAAAUGAAUCUGUCCGACCCGACUUGGAAGAAGUUCGUUAGACAGGUAGUGGAGUUGUACCUUCAGGAACAACAGGCUAAAGCAGAACAACAGGAGGAAAAGGAGGAGGAGGAGGAGGAAGAAGAGGAGGAGCAUAAUAAAACAAGAGGCGGAAAAGAGUACGAUGAUGAGGGUGGCUUGAUAAUUUGCCGAUUGUCUGAUAAGAGAAGGGUGACAAUAUCUGAUUUUAGAGGGAAAACUUUGAUAUCAAUUAGGGAGUAUUACAAGAGAGACGGUAAAGAGCUUCCAACAGCUAAAGGAAUAAGUCUGACAGCCGAGCAGUGGUCAUCCUUCAAGAAGAAUUUACCUGCAGUAGAGAAGGCUAUCAAGAAAAUGGAGUCUUGGUGAACUGAAUAUGACAUUAUAGACUUGUUUGUGAAUCAAUCAUUGGCUCUGUUUUUGGGGGUUUUGUAAUUGCUCUUGUGGAUCUUACCCUUCAUCUGGUUUUGUGCAUCAACUUUAUUAUGUAAUAUGUAUUGCAAUCGUUAUAGAUAAAUGAUCUUCUUCAUGUUGCUCUCAAUGGUAUGCCAUACUGUAUCAUGCCUAAACCUUUGCUACUAAUAGUUCCCUAGCAGUUCCUCGGA